AUGAAGUUGGUCGGCCAUCUAGUACUUUUUGCGCUUUUCAUCGUUAAUAUUAUUCAAUGUGAAGAACAUUUAUAUGUGAAUGGACCUUUUGGAAAAAGACAUUUAACAGUCGACAUACCAAGUCCAUACAAUUGUAAUCGAAGUAUUGGGAUUUCUGAAUAUUUAACUCAUCGUAUACAAAUAAGCGAAUUGCAAGUUUCAUCGACACAUUAUUCGAAUAACGAAGAGAUUUAUGUCUCAUGGAUUCCAUCGCUAAAUCCAUGUCAAGAUGAUUUCAUUGGUGCUUAUUUUGUUGAAACUCCUCUAAUCGAACCCUGUAGCUAUCUGGAUUUUGAAGUGGUGCAACAAAGUCAAAGUAAUUCGACAUGGUUGAUGAUUAAUCUUCGUCAUCAACUUGAAUUUCGUUAUUUUUCACGUGAUGCCAAUUGUAAUGGGACUUAUCAAUUUAUUGCGAAAUCUCCCCUUGUAGAGCCUUUGAAUUACAAUGAACCCGUUCAUAUACACUUAGCUUUUGGUGAUCGAAAUGAUCAGAUUUAUGUUUCAUAUUUAACGAAUUCCAACCAAAUCAUUCCAAAAUGCCAAUACGGUUUUGAUUCGUCUUCGCUUAAUUUUCAAGUUAGUGGUACUUCAAUUACUUAUCAAGCAUCAGAUAUGUGUGAAGGAAAAGCAAACAUUACCGGACCACAGACAUUUAUUAAUUCUGGUUAUAUGCAUACAAUGCUUUUACAAGAUCUUCGUCCAUCAACAAUUUAUUACUAUCGUGUAGGAAGUGAUGAACAUGGUUGGUCAGAAGUCAAUGUGUUUAUUAAUCGACCAUCAUCGAUUGAUGACGAAGUUAAUUUAAUUGCAUACGGUGAUAUGGGUGUAUCACCAAUCCAAUCAGGCGCCAAACCAACAAUUGAUCGAGUAUUAACAAGAGUUAUAACAAACAAUGUGACAGCGAUAUUACAUAUUGGUGAUGUUAGUUAUGCAAGAGGCGUUGGUGCACUUUGGGAUGCAUUUAUGAGUCAAAUAGAAGCGACNAAGGAGUUCAAAACUUGUUCAUUUAGAUCAUUUAAGGCAAAAAAUUUGAAAUGGAAUGUUGAAAAUGGCUGCGCAAUCUUUUUCCAUAGACGCCCAUUAAGCACAUCACAAUGGAGAGAAAUAUUCAAAAUUUGA
Adineta ricciae is the source of this 1158-nucleotide messenger RNA. The record is from the annotation of a GenBank genome assembly. NCBI's taxonomy places the organism in Eukaryota, Metazoa, Rotifera, Eurotatoria, Adinetida, Adinetidae.